Cercospora beticola is the source of this 1986-nucleotide messenger RNA. RefSeq lists its product as uncharacterized. Gene Ontology annotation, molecular function: transmembrane transporter activity. Lineage: Eukaryota; Fungi; Ascomycota; Dothideomycetes; Mycosphaerellales; Mycosphaerellaceae. Gene Ontology annotation, cellular component: plasma membrane. The record is from RefSeq and is a predicted model, not a curated record. Gene Ontology annotation, biological process: transmembrane transport.
AUGUGGAAGCCCCCGCUAGCCUGUUCUGAGCAGGGCGGAGCGGUACGCGCUACAGAAGAACAUCAACUACUAUUUGCGUUCUCAUGCUAUCCUCUCGAAAUCUUCAGUUUCCUUUUCUGCUUCCCUAGCACCGAAAAGCCAUUGCUGAAGAUGGAUAUCGAUCACAAGUCCACAGAUGCUAGCCGUGAUGGCGAUCAUGUCGAGAGAGCUGCCCACGCAUCUGGCAGCGACAUCCGCGACCCUUCAUAUGUCGACCAUCGCGCCGACGACGAUCGAGCAGAUGAGGCCAAGGGACGCAACUCCGACAAGAUUGACAAGAGCUACUGGCUGUCUGUCAAUUUCCUCGGAACCAUGUUUGCCAUUGGAAUGGCCUUCAUGGGAGGCAUCGGUGGUUACGGUUUGAUCGCACCCGUCCUCACUCAGAUCAACGAAGAACUCGGCCCGGACCCAAAUAUCAACUGGGUUCCACUGGUCAAUCUUGCUGGCGGUGCCAUCUUUUUCUUGAUGGUCGGUCAACUUUCAGAUAUUUUCGGAAGACGAUGGUUCUUCACCAUCGGUUCAGUCAUCGCACUGAUCGGGUCCAUCAUCGGAGCCACCGCGCAGAACAUCAACACACUCAUCGGUGCGCAAGUUUCCAUCGGUGUCGCAGUCGCGUUCCAGCAGUCUUUCUUCUGGGUCGUUGCAGAGAUCGUGCCUUUGAAAUGGCGCUACCUCGCAAACUCGUACUGCUAUCUGAUGACGACGCCAACGAGUCCUUUGGCCGCAAGAGUCGCAUACAGCUUUCAGGGCUAUCCCGGAGCAUGGAGAAAUAGCUUCUGGUUCCUCACAGCCAUCAAUGCUACCAGCGUCAUUUCUUGGUACCCGUUCUACCACCCACCGACCUUCAGCAUGUUGCACCGAAAGAAGCUGGCGAGGGAUUUCCUUGUCAAUUUUGACUGGAUCGGUCUUGUUCUUUACAGCGGAGGUCUGUGUAUCCUCAUCUUCGGUCUCAACUGGGGAGGCCAGCUUUACCCAUGGUCCUCUGGUCAAGUCGUCUCCACCAUGGUUGUCGGUGGUAUCACUCUAUUCGGCCUCCUGCCUGCGUACGAAAUUUUCAUUUCCAAGAAGGGCAAGGAACCAUAUCUGCCACUCCACUUGUUCAAGAACAUUCGCUUCCAGUCGGCUGCAUGGAACACUGGUAUUGGCGCUUGCGUGUACUAUGGCGGUGCCAUUGUCUUCCCACAAGUCGUCACAAUCCUGUACCGGGGCAGAGGUCAAAUCAGCGAGUACCACGUGGGAACUCUUGCUGGACUGAUCAACAUGGCUUUCGUCUUCGCACAGAUGUGCCACGGAUUCGUGGUCUACUUCUUCGGUCCAAAGUGGUCCAUGAUUGGAUCUGCCAUCAUUGCGGCAGGCCUGAUCACCGCUUGCGCGACCGAUCUCAACAACAAGACGCUCACGCUCGGCCUGCUUAUCCCAGGCUCUUUCGCCAUUGGCAUUGUCGAAGCCGUCUCGAUCACAACAUCCACCUUCCCUCUCCGCUCUCAGGAGGAAAUCGGUCAAGGCGGUGGUUUGAGUGGCAGUAUCCGUAACUUCACCUCUGCCAUUGCCGUCGCUGUCUUUACUGCUACCCUCGGCAACCGUCUUGCUGUCACCAUUCCAGCGAACGUCAAUCCUGUCGCGACCGGUCUCGGGCUCCCUGAAGGCUCGCUGGUGGACCUCGCAGUGGCUGUGCAGGGCAGAGCACCAUACGAAUCGGUCGCAGGCAUGACUCCAGAAAUCCAGGCUGCCGUGCAAGAGCCUUUCCGACAGGCGUUCGCCCAAGCAGCCAGCACCGUCUUUCUCGUUACGCUCGCCUUCACCGGUACCGCCAUCAUCCUCGCGUGCUUCACGACCGAGAACGAUCAAAGCACUGAGAACUAUGUUGCCGGCAAUCUACACACCAUGAAGCAAGAGAAGGAUUUUGGAAAGUCUGCUGAGACCGAGAAGAAGAUUGAACAGAAUUGA